This is a messenger RNA of Cladocopium goreaui, 2844 nucleotides long. The record is from the annotation of a GenBank genome assembly. Lineage: Eukaryota; Dinophyceae; Suessiales; Symbiodiniaceae.
AUGACAUCCAAGGGUGGAGCACGCAGGUCAUUGGUGCCACCAGUGGACUUGGAUGCUUUGCGAAAAAAUUUUGAGACAGCUGUGGCCACCCAAGGUGCUGAUGCUUUUAAACUUGGUGACUAUCAGGAGAAAAGUGUAAGCACAGCUGUGAGCUCUGCAGGUUUGCACCACAAUGCAAAGUAUGUCAAGGAGUUCUACAAAAUCUCAGAAGGAGAAAUUCCCUCUGGGCAGUUGAAGCAGUGCAUCCUCAAAUAUGGGUACGCUCACAACGACAGUGAGCAGUGCCUGCAGGGAGCUACAGGGGCUGAAAGGCAAUCCAUUCUUGAAAUUGUGGAUUUGCCAGAUGCUUGCAAGAAAGCAGCCCCAGGUCCUGAGGAUGACCAGGCCUGCAAGAAGGCCAAAGCUGCCAAGGAGACUUCUUCUGCGAAAGCUGCAGAGGCUGGUGGCCAAGGAAGUUCCAGCUCUGCUUCUUUGAAAGAACCCGAGGAGCAGGCCUGCAAGAAGGCCAGAACUUUGAAACUACAAGUUUCAGAUGUUUCUGUGGACUCCCAUGGCUGGCCAGCCAUUCUCAAUUCUCCAAAGGCUGCAAAAGAAGAAGAAGAAGAAGUGAAAGAUUGCUUUUCCAGAAACAUGACAAUUCUGGAAAAAAUGAGGGUAAGCUGCAAGGAGCAGCUGGAUAAAGCUGCACAAGAGGCAGCCCAAGAGUUGGUUGAGAGCAGACCAGGGCUUGAAAGAAGGCCUGAAAGAAGGCCCACAGAGAAGCAAGGACCAAAAAAAGAAGCAGCACCACAGCCAGAACCAUUGGUGGCAGCAGAAGGGCCAAGGCCUGAAAGAAGGCCAUGGUCAGCAGUGAAAAAAGUCAUGGGCAAGGACCAAGCCUAUCUCAUGGGCCUUUUUGGAAGAGAUUGGAAGCUCAUCAUUGGCUGCACCAAAAGAAUGGGAAAGAUUUUCCGAGGUGGGCAUCACGCUGUGAUUUUGGAGCUGGAAAAGGACCCUGAAGUCCAAGCCAGGAAAGAGAAGGGCCUGAAAGAAGGCUUUAAGGAAGACAAGGUUCAGCCUUUGCAUGAAGGGAGCAGAUCCUCCUCCUCUUCUUAUUCAUAUGAAUACAGUGAAGAGGAGGAGGUAUUUGUGGAGGAGGAGCAGCCAGACUGGCAGGAGGAGGAGGAGAAAGAGGAAAAGGAGGAGGAGGAGCAGCCAAAGAAAAAGGACCCCAAGGACAAGGAAAAGAAAGCUGCAAAGGAGGAGGAGGAGCGAAAGGAGAAAAAGGUUUCCAAGGAAAAGGAAGCUGCAAAGAAGGAGAAGAAGCCCCAAAAGGAAGAGAAGCCCAAGGAGAAGGAGAAGGAAGAUGACAAGGAUAUGGAGGAGGGGAAAACAGCCAAGAAGCGAAAGGAAAGGAAGAAAGUGGUCAAGGAGGAGGAGGAGGGGCAGGAGGAGAAGCAGCAAGAAGGCCUGCAAGAAGGCCAAGUAGGAGCUUCUGAGCCCGAAGCAACUCAGGAAGAAGCAACCCAGGGGGCAACUGCUGAGGAGCAGCAAGAGGGCCUGCAAGAAGGCCACCAACCAGAUGCUUCUGAAGAAGGGAAACCAGCUGCUGAGGCUGAGAUAGAGGAAGCAGCAAAGAUGCUUCCAGAAAGUGUAGCAAAGGCAGCCCAGGCAAGCCUGAAAGAAGGCUCUGAGGCUGGUGCCACUUUGACUUCUUCCAGGCUCAAACUUCACGAAAAAACACAGGCAGCCAUCCAAGGCCUGAAAGAAGGCCACCUGUCAGAGGCUGCAUUCUGGCAGGAAAUCUCCAACAAAGACAGAGCUGCCUUGUGGAAAAAAUAUGAAGGAGCCAGGAACAAAGACCCUGAAGCCGAAGCAGCUUGGCUCCAGAUGGGUGGCCCAGGUGUCCUGGAUCAGAAGAAGCAACUGCUUCUGCACUUCCUGAAGACUGGUCAGGCCCAGGAAGGGGGCUUGAAAAAAAGCCAAGAAGUCGCCAACUCCAAGAAGGAGAAAGAAUGGUUUGAGUGGGUCCCCUGGAAGCAGAUCCUUGACUGGUAUGGGGAAGAGGAGGCCCUGGCCAGGGUAGAGAGUGGUUUAAUAGCAGUGAAAAAGGUGGGAAAGAAAUUCUAUGAAUUUCUCCUGGUGAAGAUCAGGACCGAGCUCACACUGGAGCAAAAAAAAAGGAUUGCUGCUGAGCAAGAAAUAGCACUGCAAGGUGAGGAACUGAAGGCCUGCAAGAAGGCCUUAGCAGCAGCAAGAACAAAACAGGAAUGGGAUGACCUUUGGCUUGAAAAAAAGCCACAGAAAGGCUUCCAGGUUGAAGAUGCUUUGUCAGAACCUUCUGAAACUUCUUCUGAACAUGAGGACGAAAGUUCAGCAGAGCAACAUAAUCCUGCAGCAAGUUUCCUGCAAGGCCUGAAAAAAGGCCAGGCUAUGGUCUCUCAGAAAAAAGAAAAAAGAAAUGAUGACAAGCAGAAGCACCUCGCAAAGGAAGAGAAAGUCAAGGAGGAGGACAGCAGAGCUUGCAAGAAAGCUCAGGCAGAGAAGACUAAGAUUGCCAAAAAAAAGGAAGCAGACAAAAAAUGGCACACAAAGUUAGAGGAAGCCACACAAGUGGGUGAAAACGAAAAGGACAGUAAGGUCAAGAAGAUGCUGGCCUUGGUCAGCAAAGGAGUGGCUGAUUUGAAGAAGGCUUGCAAGAAAGCCAAAGAUGCCAGCUGGGGUGCAGAUGUCCUGCAAGCUCUCAUCAAAUCUAGAGACAGCUUGGAAGAUUUGGCAACAGAUGGUGAGCUGGAAGGCAUCAAGAACCACUUGCUGGAAGCAGCAUCAGCUCUGAAGGCUUUCAAGAAAUUGCUCACUGCCUAG